This is a messenger RNA of Protobothrops mucrosquamatus (brown spotted pit viper), 3288 nucleotides long. It is a transcript of the gene PCDH7, whose product is annotated as protocadherin 7. NCBI's taxonomy places the organism in Eukaryota, Metazoa, Chordata, Lepidosauria, Squamata, Viperidae. Gene Ontology annotation, biological process: homophilic cell-cell adhesion. The annotation marks the transcript as partial. Gene Ontology annotation, molecular function: calcium ion binding. Gene Ontology annotation, cellular component: plasma membrane. The transcript has a single exon. The record is from RefSeq and is a predicted model, not a curated record.
AUGCCGGCGCUUCUGGGUUUGGUGCAACCGCGCUCCUACUACUGCUCCUGCUGCCGCUGCUGCUGUUGGAUUCUGCUGCUUUUGCCGCCGCCGUUUUGGGUCAGCCUGGCCGCGGCUAAGCAAGUGCUGAGAUACCGCUUGGCCGAGGAAGGGCCGGCCGAUAUCCGGAUCGGGAACGUGGCUUCGGACCUGGGCAUCGUCACCGGCUCGGGCGAGGUGACGUUCAGCUUGGAAUCCGGCUCGGAAUAUUUGAAAAUCGACAACAUGACGGGCGAGCUGAGCACCACGGAGCGGCGCAUCGACCGCGAGAAGCUGCCGCAGUGUCAAAUGAUCUUCGACGAGAACGAGUGCUUCCUGGACUUCGAGGUGUCGGUCAUCGGGCCCUCGCAGAGCUGGGUCGACCUCUUCGAAGGCCGGGUCGUCAUCCUGGACAUCAACGACAACACGCCGACUUUCCCUUCCCCGGUGCUGACCCUCACCGUCGAGGAGAACCGACCGGUGGGGACCCUCUACCUGCUCCCCACCGCCACCGACCGCGACUUCGGGCGCAACGGCAUCGACCGCUACGAACUGCUGCAGGAGCCCGGCGGGGAGGCCGGCAGGCGCGGCGCGGGGGCCACGGUGGCAGCUGCCGCCGCCGCCGCCGCCACUUCCGACGGGGCCCUCUAUCCCGGCGGCAAGAAGAGGCAGGAGACCGACGGCCCGGCUCGGAGCAGCGUCUUCGAGCUGCAGGUGGCCGACACCCCCGACGGCGAGAAGCAGCCCCAGCUGAUCGUCAAAGGGGCUCUGGAUCGCGAGCAGAGGGACUCCUACGAGCUGAGCCUGCGGGUGCGGGACGGCGGGGAGCCGGCGCGCUCCUCGCAGGCCAUCCUCCGCGUGCUGAUCACCGACGUGAACGACAACAGCCCCCGCUUCGAGAAGAGCGUCUACGAGGCGGAUCUGGCCGAGAACAGCAGCCCGGGCACGCCGAUCCUGCAGCUGCGGGCGGCCGAUUCCGACGCCGGGGUGAACGGGCAGAUCGAGUACGUCUUCGGGGCGGCCACCGAGUCGGUCCGGCGCCUGCUGCGCCUGGACGAGUCGUCGGGCUGGCUCAGCGUCCUGCACCGCAUCGACCGCGAGGAGGUGAGCCAGCUGCGCUUCACCGUCAUGGCCCGCGACCGCGGACAGCCGCCCAAGAACGACAAGGCCACGGUGGUGCUGACCAUCCGCGACGAGAACGACAACGUGCCCACCAUCGACAUCCGUAAGAUCGGGCGCAUCCCGCUGCGCGACGGGGUGGCCAGCGUGGCCGAAGACGUGCUGGUGGACACCCCCAUCGCCCUGGUGCAGGUCUCGGAUCGCGACGAAGGGGAGAACGGCGUGGUGACCUGCACCGUGGUGGGCGACGUGCCCUUCCAGCUCAAGCCGGCCAGCGAGGGGGAGGGCGAGGCGCAGAACAAGCGCAAGUACUUCCUCCACACCUCGGCCCCGCUGGACUACGAGGCCUUGCGGGAUUACAACGUGGUCAUCGUGGCCGUCGACUCCGGCAGCCCCAGCCUCUCCAGCAACAACUCGCUGCUGGUCCGGGUGGCCGACACCAACGACAACCCGCCCGUCUUCAGCCAGCCCGUCUUGGAGGUGCCCUUUCCGGAGAACAACGCCCCGGGCGAGCGGGUGGCGACGGUGCUGGCUACCGACGCGGACAGCGGCAAGAACGCCGAGCUGGCUUACUCUCUGGAGCCCUCGCCUUUGGGGGCCGAGGCGCCCUCGGGCCUCUUCACCAUCGACCCGGAUUCGGGCGACUUGCGCGUCCAGGCGGUGCUGGAUCGCGAGCAGCGAGACACUUACGAGUUCCAAGUCACGGCCCGGGACAAGGGGGUGCCUUCCUUGCAGGGCUCGGCCCUGGUGGUGGUGCGGGUGGCCGACCGCAACGACAACGAGCCCCGCUUCAUGCAGGACGUUUUCACUUUCUACGUCAAGGAGAACCUGCAACCUAACAGCCCGGUGGGCAUGGUGACGGUGAUGGAUGCCGACCAAGGGCGCAACGCUCAGCUCAGCUUGGCCAUCCAGCCCGGGGCCGCGCAAGAAGCGGGUCAGGGCUCCGCCUCGGACCCGGGCAUCUUCUCCAUCGAGAACGACACGGGCACCAUCUACUCCACCGUCUCUUUCGACCGGGAGUUGCAAACGAGCUACACCUUCCGCGUCAAGGCGGUGGACGGAGGGCAGCCGGCUCUCUCGGCCACGGCCACCGUCUCGCUCUUCGUCAUGGACGAGAACGACAACGCGCCGGCCGUCACCUCGCCCGCCAACAGCUCCUACACCGUCCUGCCUCCAUCCAGCAGCCCGCGCUCCGUGGUGGCGGCCGUGCAAGCCCGAGACGCCGACGCGGGCCAGAACGCCGAGCUGAGCUACAGCCUGGUGGGGGGCAACCCCUUCAAGCUCUUCGAGAUCGACCCGGCCAGCGGGGUGGUCUCGCUGGUGGCCAAGCUGGCCCCCAAGCACUACGGCUUGCACCGCCUGGUGGUGCAGGUCAACGACAGCGGCCAGCCGGCUCAAGCCACCACGGCUCUCCUCCACGUCUUCGUCAACGAGAGCUUGGCCAACGCCAGCGCGGUGGAGAGCCAAGUGGCCCGGAGCUUGCACACCCCCCUGGGCCGGGACAUCGCGGGCGACCCGAGCUACGAGCUGAGCAAGCAACGGCUGAGCAUCGUGGUGGGCGUGGUGGCCGGCGUGAUGGCCGUGGUGCUGCUGAUCCUGGUGGUGGUCCUGGCUCGCUACUGCCGCUCCAAGGGCAAGCACGGCGGCUACGAGGCGGGCAAGAAGGACCAGGCGGACUUCUUCACCCCGCAGCCCCACGACAAGGCCCACAAGAAGCCCAAGAAGGACCGCAAGGGCAAGAAAGGCGGAGGGGGCAAGCAGCCCCUCUACAGCAGCAUCGUCACCGUCGAGGCUUCCAAGCCCAACGGGCAGCGCUACGACAGCGUGCACGAGAAACUGUCGGCCGCCGGCAGCCCGGCUUUAAGCCGCUACCGCUCGGUCAACGGAGGGCCGGGCAGUCCGGAUUUGGCCCGGCAUUAUAAAUCCAGCUCGCCUUUGCCCACCGUCCAGCUUCACCCCCAGUCGCCCACCGCCGGGAAAAAACACCAGGCGGUGCAGGACCUGCCGCCGGCCAACACCUUCGUGGGGGCGGGGGACAACAUCUCCAUCGGGUCGGACCACUGCUCCGAGUACAGCUGUCAGGCCAGCAGCAAGUACAGCAAGCAGGUAAGAAGACCCUUUUCUCCUCCCCCCCCUCCCGAUGUUUCCCAG